This is a messenger RNA of Scatophagus argus, 4907 nucleotides long. RefSeq names its product DAB2 interacting protein a (gene dab2ipa). NCBI's taxonomy places the organism in Eukaryota, Metazoa, Chordata, Actinopteri, Scatophagidae. Gene Ontology annotation, biological process: regulation of GTPase activity. The record is from RefSeq and is a predicted model, not a curated record.
GAGUGCGACAGGUGAUAAUCUGUUAAUGCCAUUAAGGUGUUAAACAACAUGUGAGAAACAUGAGAAGCCAGUCAGACAGUUCAGUGUGUGUCUGCUGUCGUCCUGAGGGUCCCUGCAGAUAGACAGAUAGGAGGUCAGGCAGACGGGUACAGCUGUCUUACAGUGUGAGGAGCAGCCAUCCUGCAGCUGAAGAGCUUUGGGUUUUAUCUGUGUGUGUCUAUAGCAGUUAGAGACAGACAAGUCUGUGCCUUAGGAUGGAGGAGCUGGUGAAGCAUUUGUCCAGGUGUCAAUUCAUGGGGUGGAUGAGUGUGAUUGAGUUGAAGAGCGCCUCCAUCCAUUGGCUGUCGUGUGGUCGAAAGGCGGAGCCUGAUGUAUGGACUAAAAUGUUCUGCAUCCUGUCAGAUUCUCAGUUAGUGAUGCUGAACAACCUAGAGGUUCAUCCUCUGCUUCUGACGGAGAGGGCGGAGACUUGCACUGUCUGGUUGCUAAGAUACACUCUGCAUGUGACCUCAGCACCUCCUCGCUCCACCCAUAAAGAUGUUCCAGGCAAAGGGGUCCGCCGACAGAGCAUGCCCAGUAGCUCCGCCAUGGACACGCCCACCGCCAGAGUGACGGGGUUUCUCUCUCGGAGGUUGAAACAGUCUCUUCGUCGUACUCGAUCUCAGCCUAAACUGUCUCGCCCCAGCAGCUUGAAGUCCGACCCGAUCAACAUGGCUGACGACAGGUGUGUGAUGCGACGGCUGCACUGUGGUAGCCAGGAGUCAUUGCUGAGUGCCGGCUGUGUGUCCUCUCUGGAACUCAGGAUGGACCAAUCAGUGAUCAUCAAACCAGUUCACUCCUCCCUGCUGGGACAGGACUACUGCUUCGAGGUGACGACUUCUACGGGAACAAAGUGCUUCUCGUGUCGCUCAGCAGCAGAACGAGAUAAAUGGAUGGAGAACCUGCGAAGAGCUGUCCAUCCCAACAAAGACAACAGCAGGAGGCUGGAGAAUGUUCUCACGGUGUGGGUGAUCGAGGCCAAAGACCUGCCCGCCAAGAAACGGUACUUCUGUGAGUUGUGUCUGGAUGACAGUCUUUAUGCUCGGACUUCAUGUAAACUGAAGACUGACAACAUUUUUUGGGGAGAGCGUUUUGACUUCAACAGUCUGCCAUCCGUCAGCGCCAUCACUCUUCAUCUCUACAAAGACACCGACAGGAAGAGGAAAAAGGACAAGAGCAGCUACAUCGGGUUGGUCAACAUCCCUGUUGCCACGGUGACUGGCAGACAGCUGGUGGAGAAGUGGUACACAGUGAGCACGCCCAGUACCAGCAGGGGUAAGUCGUCUGUGCCGACGGUACGAAUCAAAGCUCGUUAUCAGAGUAUCAUCAUCCUGCCCAUGGAGCAGUACAAAGAGUUUGCAGAAUACAUCAGCUCCAACUACCUGCUACUCUGCAACACGCUGGAAGCCUCCAUCAGCCUGAGAGCCAAAGAAGAGCUUGCUGCUGCACUUGUGCACAUAUUGCACAGCACCGGCAAGGCCAAGGAAUUUUUGACAGACCUAAUGAUGUCAGAGGUUGACCGUUGCCGUGACAACGACCAGCUAAUCUUCAGAGAGAACACACUGGCAACGAAGAGUAUAGAGGAAUAUCUGAAGCUGAUUGGUCAGAAGUACCUUCAGGACGCCCUUGGUGAGUUCAUUAAAGCUCUGUACGAGUCUGAUGAGAACUGUGAGGUUGACCCGUCUCGCUGUGCGACUUCUGACCUCUCAGAGCAUCAGGCCAACCUAAGGAUGUGCUGUGAACUUGCCUUUUGCAAGAUCCUUGACUCAUACAGGGUCUUCCCCCGGGAGCUGAAAGAGGUGUUUGCAUCAUGGCGACAGGAGUGUGGUAACCGGGGCCGACCAGACAUCAGCGAGCGUCUCAUCAGCGCCUCAUUGUUCCUGCGCUUCCUGUGUCCGGCCGUGAUGUCACCGUCACUGUUUGACCUGAUGCAGGAAUACCCAGAUGAACGCUCAGCGAGAACCUUAACCCUCAUCGCUAAAGUCAUCCAGACGCUUGCCAACUUCAGCAAGUUUGGGACUAAGGAAGAGUACAUGCUGUUUAUGAAUGAUUUUGUGGAGCGGCAGUGGAGCAGCAUGCAGCGUUUCCUGCAGGAGAUCUCAAACCCAGAUGGACUUAAUCACACUGCCGGCUUUGACGGAUACAUCGACCUUGGCCGAGAGCUGUCCAGCCUGCACACCCUGCUGACCGAGCUUGAUCAGUCCUGUCUGUCGAAGCUCGGUCCCCUUCCUCGGAUCCUCAGAGACGUGUCUGCAGCUCUGGCUAACCCAGGAGGCGUGGCUAAUCCAGGGGGUGUGAUAGUCUCAACUCCUGAGGCUCAGCGUGUGGUGUCCCCGCCCCCUCUGUCCCCGCCCCCUCUGUCCCCCCCCCUCUCCCCUCCUCUGGCGACUUGUAAUCCCUCCAUCGGCCUGCAGGGCAGCGUUGGACUGGAUGGAGGUUUGGUGGAUUUCACCAGACUUCCCUCUCCGACUCCAGAGAACAAAGAUUUAUUCUUCGUCACCAAAGGCUCUAGUCUGCAACCUGCAUCAGGUCUGCAGGGCUCCCCAGCUCUCAGCUCGUCCUAUUCAGAGCCCGCUGAAAAUGAGGCAGGGUUUGAAAUGACCAAUGGGGGCCGGAGGGACGGGCAAGAUCUGACCAAUGAGAGUCGUAGUCUCUCCCUGGUUGACCUGCAGGACUCCUCCCCUAGUGAUGGCCUUGAUGACACCCAAUGGCAACGCAGGACAGGGCUCCUCCCACUCUCCUUCCAGAACCCUGUGUAUCACAUGACCACCACAUCACCACGGCAACAGACAGAUGCAACACCUUCAGACUGCUCGGUGGGGUCACAGGGAAAUGCUGAUGAUAAAAACGCCACGGCAGCCAAACCAGCGUUUCUUACCCAGAUGUCAGUGGGGCUGGGAGGGGGGGAGAGGGGGGAGAGGAUGUCAGCCAUGUCAAGCAGCAGCAGUGGAGAGGAAUACUCGAGACGAGCGCUGUCUCUCACAGAGACUCUCCCAGGUAGUUCCGCUCCCCCUCGUCAGAACUCCUCAGGUCCUCAGAGACGCAUUGAUCAGCCUCCUCCCCCCUCAUCUGCUCCACCAGGACCUCCUCGAGGUCGCACACCUCCCAGCAUGCUCAGCGGUGGCGGAGCCUCUGCCUAUCCUCCUCGCCCUGCUUCGGGCAGCAUGAUGUCCUCAAGUCCUGAUUGGCCAAGCAGCGGCCAGUCGCGGAUCAGACAGACAUCGUCAUCAUCUAAAGGCGACAGCCCUGAGAAACAGCGAACUGCUGCUAAGGCUCCUUCUCCCUGUGCGUUGGAUCGUACUGCCGCCUGGCUGCUUAACAUGAACUCUGCCUCCACCUACGGUGACACAGAGGAUGAUCGCCAUGAUGAUGCUCUCAUAGAGAAAUACCAGCAGGAGAUUGCAUUGCUGCAGGAGAAGUUGCGAGUUGCAGCUUUGCGGCAGGACGAGUGUGAAGCUCGACUGUUGAUCCAGGAUCAGCAGAACCAACGUAUGCUGCAGGAGUAUCAGGCUCGCCUGGAGGACACAGAAAGCAGACUGAGGAGGCUACAGGAUGACAAAGACCUCCAGAUGAACAGCAUCAUCAGCAGGCUGAUGGCAGUAGAGGAGGAGUUAAAGAAGGAUCAUUCUGACAUGCAGGCGGUGGUCGAUUCCAAACAGAAGAUCAUAGAGGCACAGGAGAAAAGGAUUGCAAGUCUUGAUGCAGCUAACAGUCGCCUGAUGGCGGCGCUGACUCAGCUGAAGGAGCGCUACGCUGUGACAUCACAGAGGAACGGCCUGUCUCCUAGCAACACAUCAUCACUGCAGAUCACUGAAAAUGGAGAGUUCCGUAACUCUGGCAACUGCUGAGCUCUGAUUGGCUGCCCUGUCGAUCAGCUAUCACCUCCUACAGAGAUGGAUCUGACCCCUGACCUGUUGCUAGGUUACCCCUUACUAAGUUUCGUUUUGCAUGUUUCAUUUUUGAACAUCUUACAAAGUCUGACAUCAUAUCCUGUUUCCUUUUGGUGCUUCAUGUUUAGAGCCAGAAACUUCCAACCACCAAACUGCACAAAUUUAUUACAGCUGUAAACCACCUGGAUUAACCCUACCUGUAUAUUGAUCUAGUGUCAUCUGGACCAUCUCUGGCUAUGUAUGGCCUUGGUUCGACUGAUAUGCUGACUGUGGUUUGAUGAAACUGACUGUAGCGACUGUGGUUGUAUAUAGCUCUGGUCUGGCCACAUAUACUCCAUCUGUGUGCUGCUCUUGUUUGACUGAGCUAAUCCUGCCAUACGGUCCUAUUGUUGGAUCAACUUUACCUGCCCAUGGCUUUGGUGUGACUGAACCAAUGGGAACAACUCUGUCCGUACAUGGUUCUGGUCUGAAUGGACUAAUUGGACCAACCAUGUCUGCUCAUGGCUCUGGUGUUUAGCAGUUUGGGUUUAUAUGGAAAAAGUUCAACUUUAUUCAGAGAUGAUAUGUCAACCCCCUGAUGGACAUGAAUAUUAAUUUAUUCAGAAUUCUUUGUGUCUUAAAGGAACAGUCCAACAUUUUUGUCCCAGCUUCACGCUUGUGUCCAGUCCACAGAGAGGGUUAGCCUAGCUUAGCACAAAGACUGGAAGCAGGGUAGGGAAACUGUUGGCGUAGCUCUAAAGAGAACCAGCCUGUAUGUGAUUAGGUUGAGUGUUUGGCCACUCAGGGCUUCCGUAGUGUUGAACACUGAGUUGAUCUGGUUCAGAGAUUAAUGUGACGGAGUUAGACGUUAGUUUGUGAUGUUUCAGAGAAUUCUACUGAUUUUAAUGUAAACAUCAGAUUUUAUUGUAAAACAGUUCGAAUUUUAAAUUGUGAUGAAUAGUUUGUGAACACGCACACACACACACACACACACACACA